Messenger RNA from Paramuricea clavata, 2926 nucleotides. The record is from the annotation of a GenBank genome assembly. Lineage: Eukaryota; Metazoa; Cnidaria; Anthozoa; Malacalcyonacea; Plexauridae.
AGAGGAGAAAAAGGAUAGGAUUGCAAAUCUUAUGAAACAAAUAAGAGCAAAGGAGAAGAAUUCCCCAAAAGACGAGCAAAAAACAAGUACAACAAGAAAAAAGAGCAAGCAAAGCAGAAGUAAAAUGGGGAAGACUCGUAAUAUAAACUACGGUUGGUUGCAUCGAACAUCCAGUGACAAUGCAUACAAACAACUUAAAAGGCUCGAAGGAGCAAGUGUACGUACCGUUCCAUAUGACGAAGAAGAAACAUAUUUUACCCUAGAUUUUCUUAAGAAUGAAGCAUGUCGUCUAUUUUUUCCUGAGGAUUUCGAGAUUGAAAUUGGCAGUUUUUCUCAGGAACCAAUCCUCGCAUUUGUUGACACAAGAGGUAAUCCCUGUUCUUAUUUGGAAUAUCUCCGUGACCGAGGUCUUUAUCCCAGUAAAUCGUACAUUUAUCUUAUGACUACUGCACGUGGCGACAAAAACACGGGCACACGUGAUAAUAUUAGUUCUGAGCCAAAAGCAACUAAGCAACACACGGAUAUGGAUGAUGAGAACGAAAGUGAGGCCGAUGCUACAAAUUCAAAACAUGUUGCACGACGUCUCCAAAAUAGCGAAAGCAACGAAGCUGAAUGUGAAAUUAAGGACCCUGUUAAGAAGGACGACCUUGUUAAGGAUGGUAACAUAUAUGGAGUUUGCAUUGAUGGUAUUGACGUUACACCAUCAAAAAAUCAAAUUACCAUAGAAUAUGAAGAACUUACAGAAUUCUCAUACAGUGAGGUCACUAUUCGGUCUUUGGCAAAUUCUUUGGAACAGUGUUACUGGGACAAAAGUCUUUCUGAUCCAUUUAUAAGAAAUGAAGGAUUCGAUAACUUUUGUCCACUCGAACAUGGGUUUACUGUCACUGCUAUUCAUAAGGCAGAUACGUGUUAUCUUGAAAGAGUAUUUAGUCCUUCCUGUGAGAGUUUUGAAGAGUCAACUUCUCGGUUCUUUUACCCAUGCCGGGAUAACAGCUCAAAUGAUAUUAUUAUUCACCAUCCGUUGGAGAUAUGGGGGUAUGAUGAAAAUAGACUUAUGUUGGGCGUAGUAACAUCAUUCAUGGACAAUCCCGAAGUCGAAUAUGUUUGGUAUAAUGGCGGUGAUAUCGCAAGGCAAGGACAUAACCUAUGUUGCAUACCUGUAAAUGAACCUGGUAUAUAUAAAGUGGAGGUAAGAGUAGACGGGAAAGCUGAAAUGUCAAAGCCAAUCAAAGUUGAACUACUAAAAAAUUUAGAAGAUCCGCCUACUGAUGAAAAGAAAAAAAAUGCAGAACCAGAAGCUAGUAUAAAAUCCCCUCAUUUUCUUCCUUUUGUUGAUAAAAAUCAGGUCACAUUUACCAACGAAAUCGGAAGGGGGUCGUAUGGGGUGGUUUUCAAAGGGGUUUGGUCGGGUACUGAUGUCGCUAUUAAAGACAUUAAGGUUAGAAAUGCUAAACGCCUGAAAAGUGUUAUGGAAACGGAAGUCCAAGUUCACACUAUGGUGCGCCAUCCGAAUAUAACGCAGAUCAUGGCCGUUUCAAUGGAGAAAAACCAUUUAUAUAUUGUAUCGGAAUUUGUCAAUGGUGCCAAUCUCGAAGAAUUGUUAUUUGGGGAAGACGUCGAAGUAAAAGAAAAUAUUUCGGAAAAGAAGAUUUUCAUAGCAAAGCAGGUCACUCAAGCCGCCGCCUACUUACACAAUCUCAGUCCGCCUAUCGUGCACCGUGAUAUUAAACCUGCUAACAUAGUGGUUGCUAAAGAUUCAUACGUUACCAAGCUUUGUGAUAUGGGGUUAAGUAAACUGAAAUCUGCAACAAUGCAAGCAGUGACCGCAACAGGAGUUCCUGGCACUCCCCACUAUAUGGCCCCAGAAUGUAUUCUUCGCAAAAAAAAAUCUGAUCUAAAUUCGGAUGUUUGAACUACUUACCCACAAGGACUGCUGGGAAGACCUUAUUGAGGAGUUAGGCGAUAUAGAGGAUUCAGAUGAUAACUACGAAGUUAAUUGCAUGAUGUCUAUAUUUCAAAGACAAAGUGUUCCUAAAUUGUUGGGACUUCUCUCCGAUACACAUUCCACAAUAUUAACGGACUGCUUUAACUACGAACCCUGCAAUCGACCUCGUGCAAUUGACCUAGUCAGUGCAUUUUCAGUGUAGUAACUGUUUUAGAAACAUUUACAACUGCUGUUUCCGGAAGAUAAAUUUGACUGCCUAUUAGCUCUUUUCGCAAUGUCUCGUGCAAGGAUAGGAGCCAAUAUAUCGCACUUUAAACAUGUCCUAUGAUGUUGCAAUAUAUAUAAUUGUAACGCAACUAUAGCAUACCUAACUGACCUCUAAUAUUAAUGAAUAAUAGAGCAGGGAGCCGGCUUGAAUUUUGUUGCUAUUUUGUUGUCAUUAAUUUGAGUACACCCUCUGUUAUCGAUUAUUGCAAUUAAAAUUGUUGUCGUUGUUGUUAAUAAUUAAUUAUUAAUUGUUCUUUCAUUAACAAUCAACAAUUGGUUGUUCUAAUCAAUAUCAGCAAAUGAAAGCAAUUGAGUUAAAUUGUUAAUAUUCACAAUGAAAUAUCAAAUACGUAUAUACUUAUAUAACAUUGUGUAUUUAUAUUGCACUAUGUAGUGUUGAAUGAUUUCCUAAAACGGAACAAAAAAUGAACGGACAUCGGGUUAAUUGCACAAACUAGAGACUUAAGCAUCUGCAAACUGCAUCAAGCUGCUUAACGCAGACGCGUGCUUAUUUGGAUCACAUGCACAACGUAUGUGAUCUCGAAGUUGAAACACCACGCAUCAGGUUGAGGUAUUUGUAUAAUAUAUAUUUGAUUCUGUAUAGUGUCAUUCAUGAACAGCGCUAUAUAUAACGCUAUAUAUUGCGCUAACAAUAUUCAACAAUUAAUUUUGGCUGUGUCUGCUUUUUUUUGUGCAACCAUUUUAAGAAUGUUG